Messenger RNA from Cherax quadricarinatus, 4307 nucleotides. Lineage: Eukaryota; Metazoa; Arthropoda; Malacostraca; Decapoda; Parastacidae. The record is from RefSeq and is a predicted model, not a curated record.
GGUGUCCGGCUGUGCCAGGGUUUAGGUGAUGAGGAUCCACCUUACCUCGCUGGGAAUUAUUGUUCCUGUUUCUCUUUCCUGAGAAACCUCAUUUUCUUUUCUAUUCCUACCCAUAUUUGGGCAAUAUAUUUAUCCCAGACUCCUGGGAGGCAAGGCUCAGUAAGUUGUAAGCUUUGGUGGCUCUUAAUAACCCCAACAACAACAUCUUGUUCCUGUAAGUCAACAACAAGUAUCCUGAAGAAGCAACUUUGUGACGUCAAGGUUUGGAUACUUGGCAUGUUUUUCUGAGCAGACCUGAAGCUUGAGUACACCUGUACAGUGUUCGUGUGCACAGCUGACUUGCUGAGUCUCCAGCAUGGGAACACCAUCACAAAGAAGAGCCUGCUGGGUGUACCCAGCCAUUGUUAUGGUUGUUGAGGGAAGACAGCGAGGAAUAUGCAAGUCAUUGAUCUAAACACAUUGGAAAAUUACACUGGGUGUUUCUUAAAAAUACAACCCCUCUUUAAAGAUAAAAAAGAUGAAUUCAAGAUUGAAAUGCAGAAGAAUCUGGCAGCUUCUGCCAAUCCUUAUAAAAUGAGUUUAGUGGGUGUUAAGCUGUCCCCCAACUUGUAUAAGUGUAAAACAAAUUCAAUGGCAGCAAAUAUACUUGUAGAACUUCAACAUUUUAUAAAUCAGGAAGAUAACAAAGAUAAAUUUGAGUCAUGUUUAAGUCAAGAGCUACAAAAAGAAGCAUUCCAAGUUGCAAUUAGACAAAAAAACUCCGGCUUGUUAAAACUCAUGGUAAAGGUUUACCAGUUGGUAAACAUACGAGAGCAUCUUCUUCCUUUUGUAAAGGACUUACAAGACAAAGGUCAUCUCAAAGAGGUGUGCACACUAGCUACUCUCCUCAGCCUCCAGCCAGAAUUUUCUACAGCUGAGCUGAUUGUACCCUUGUUCCUUCAAGAUCGCUUAUCAUUAGCAGAUGAUUUUCUGGAAACGAGCCCCUCCCAUAAGAAAGAAAUUUUGAUCUUUAUUGAUAACCUGAUUGGAAAGAAAAUAACAAGUGUAGAUUUGGAAAAAUACAAUGUUAAAGAUCUGAAGAAAAUGAGAUCCAGUAAACAAUUGUGUAAUAUUGUUGCUAGACUGCUGAAAAGGUUUACAGUUGAUCCUUCGGUUUGUCCUCACUUCCAGAAACACCGAGCUACAGGAGGAUUACGUUUUUUAUUUUAUAAAUAUUAUGUGGAGAAAACUAUUCAGAAGCAGACAUUUUGCAGCUUAGUGGAUGAUGCAUUAAAAGAGCAUCCAUACCUUAAAAUUACCUUGAUGCACCUUUUCAUUGAAUACUGUGAUCUAGCAGCAGCUUUACCGUAUGUAGCUAAACUGCAGCUUGCAUCACAAGAUAUUCCAAAGAAGAUAAAAGAUACAAUGUUGCAUUUCCCAGAGCUUUUAAAUCAGAACCAGCACCAGGACCAUAACCUCAAACAUACUCAAGAAGAAGAAAUGUGGGAUGAAAGUAGUGAAGAAUUUUACCCACUCAGUAUACCGUUUGAGAAAGUUUUUCUCAUUGACACAGUUGAUGGCUUAGAGAAAUGUACCAAUGAUUUGUUAACCAGUCCACUGUUGGGUGUGGAUUCUGAAUGGAAACCAACAUUUGGAGUUGGAGCUCAAGAACAAGCAGCACUGCUACAGUUAGCCACAACUACACAGGUAUUUCUGUUGGAUCUCAUAUCACUCCAGCCAGUACUGAAAGACUGUCACUGGCGGCCUAUUGGUGAGUUGUUUUCAGAUCCCCAGGUUACAAAACUUGGAUAUGGUAUUAGGGGAGAUUUCAGAGUUCUUGAUAAUCUUAAUGCAGAAAUAAAAAAGGGAUUGUCUAGUGCUAAAAAUGUUAUUGACUUGGAUCACACUAAAGGAAUACUUCUGAAAGAAUAUCCUAAUAUUUUUUCCCACAGUGAUUCUGGUUUAUCACAUAAGGGAUUAAGUGAAUUGGUAUAUCGGUGUUUUGGGUUACCACUUGAUAAGAGAGAGCAGUUUUCAAAUUGGGCUGCAAGACCUCUUACUAAAUCACAAAUCAUGUAUGCUGCCAUCGAUGCCAGAUGUCUCAUUGAUACUCAUACAUAUUUGAGUAAUCAUGCUCAAGAUCUUCAUAUUGCAGACUGGAAAAAUAUAAAGAGUAAUGUUAUAAUUAAACCAGAAAAGAAAAAGAAGUCCCUAAAACAGUCUGAUGCCAAUCAAGCCAAUGCUGAAUUAAAGGAUGUGAAAAUGAAGGGCCCAAAUUGUGCAGCAGACAUUAAAUUUGUUUGUGAUACCAUGGUACAGGGUUUAGCAAAGCAACUUCGUUCUUGUGGGAUUGAUACAGAAGUAUUAGACACUGGCAAGAGUUGUGAUCAUUGCAUUAAGUAUUAUGAGAGAGAGAAGAGAGUGGUUCUAACCCGUGGUAGCUCUUACACACGAUUACGCAAGUACAUCCCUGCUGAAUACGUGUAUAAUGUUCAAAGUGAGGUGAGUAAAUAAAGCAAAAUAUUUUUUUUUUUUAAAUGGGCCAUUUGUUUCCUAGCAGUCUUUCAAGAAUAGCACAAGCAUCAUGGCCCACCGAAGACCCACUGAACUGAGAAGUACAGUCACCAUAUUUUCCACCUCCAAAACUCUCAAGUCCAGCUAAUACAUAACACAGAAUUCCCUCCACCAGUAUGUUUAGUGACAAAGAACACUCUUCUUCACUUACUUUGAUCUAUCAUACUUGUACAUGGAUGCUGAAUGUAAUGUAAUGUACCUGUUUCACAUCCUCCUGAUUUAUAUAUGUACUAUCCUGAUUAACCUCUCUUGCUUUAUGCUUCCUACAUGACCAAACCCCUUCAACAACCCCCUCUUCUGCUCUUUUGAAUGAACCCUUUCACUGUCUCUCAAAUAUAUCUACAUUAUUGAUGCCAGUGUCACAGAAUUAUGCACAGAUAACCCACACAUAUGAGAUGGGAGUUUAUGACGACGUUUCGGUCUGACUUGAACCGUAACAAAGUCGCACUAACAGAAAGUGUGACUUUGUAAGUGAUCCAGGUCGAACUGAAACAUUGUCACAAGCUCCCCUCUCCUACGUGCGGGUUAUUUGUUUAUCAUUCUAGUCAUGGUAUUGUGCCUUCUUGUUAUUCACAUAGAAUUACAUUUUAAGCACAGCACUCAAAUAUGCUGUGAGUGGUAAAAUUUAAAUUGGACUUGAGGGAAUAGGUCUGUGCAGUGGGUGGGCAUAGUAUUAAAAAAUUGUGCCCCACACAGUGCAUGAUGGGGAAAACAAACCUCUUACUUUAUGUUAAGUUUAAAACCUCUCACUGUGUGUUAAGUUUAAAACCUUUCACCUUGUGUUAGAAUUUAAAUAGCUACCCUAAGGUGUUUUCUAGGAUAAUUUUUAUGGUUUUAUUGGCUAUUUCUUGCUAUCAAAUAAUGGAAUGGAAGGCAUACUAGUGAACUGAAGAUGAUUUUGGUUGGUUUCAGACUCGAGAUAGCAGAAAUAUUUGAUUUUUUGCAAUUUUUCCUGAGGAAAGCUAAGGCCCCAUACUUCCUCUCCCCCAGUCUGUUUUAUGUUUUUUUACUAGCUCUGCUUCAAAUAUUGGGAUGGCCUAAACCAUGAUCAAUUAUUCUUGGUUAUAAGAAGGCCCCACUUUAUGAUGCUUCACGUUACGGUGAUUCUCUAAUACAGACAUUUCAAAUUAUACCCCAAAAUUCAUUUAUACUGCUCCUGAUUUGCUAUUACAGCAUCUGUGCAUCACCUGUUCACUCUCUGUUUACAUUUUCCUUAAGCUUAGCUUCUCUCCCAAUUAUGUCUGGAAACUUUCCAAAGUUUCAAGUGUUUUAAAGUUAUUGCUUAUUUUAUACAGUGGACCCCCGGUUAACGAUAUUUUUUUCACUCCAGAAGUAUGUUCAGGUGCCAGUACUGACCGAAUUUGUUCCCAUAAGAAAUAUUGUGAAGUAGAUUAGUCCAUUUCAGACCCCCAAACAUACACGUACAAAUGCACUUACAUAAAUACACUUACAUAAUUGGUCACAUUCGGAGGUAAUCGUUAUGCGGGGGUCCACUGUAUAUGUAUACUCCUUUUUGUGUUCCAGUGACAUCUAAGGGUAGUUGUGAUAAAAAGAGGACUUGUAAGUCUUUUACUUAAAGUGCAAAGUUAGAAAUUAUUAAAUUCAGCAAGGUAUGUCUAUGGCUGAGAUUGUAUUGAGAUACUACUGAUAAUUGUACUUACGUGUACCUGUACCUAAAUAAACUUACUACUGUGUUGGCUUGCAGGUACAUUAAAAUUACUAUUUGGCAUUGUUACAGAGUAGGAGUAGCUAUG